ACGAAUAAUUUGAAUGGCAUUAAAUGAAAAGAUAUCAAAAUUAUCAUUUGGAUUUAAAUUGACGGGAACCAUAAAACAACAACCAACCCGGAAGUAUGCUGCUCGUAUUUCUUCCUCUUUUCUUAAUGGCGGUUGACAAACUGGAUUUAAAUAACAAAACGUCACCAGCUGGACUGGAGUGGACAUUACAUUUCCAAGAUAGAUCGAUGGAAAGGUAGAUAGAUAGCUUUUUACAAGUGAAUAAAAACGCUCAGCUCUUAAAGUAACAUCAUGACCAAAACUGAAAAGCAAUAGGCCCAAGUGUUUAUCAAAACGGCAUUCCUAAAACGUAAAAAUAAUUAUUUGACCACCACAAAAACUUAAAAAAUAGCUGCAGGCAAUGUGUUUUUCUGACCGUAACAUUGAAAAUAGUUUAGUUUUAUUUAGAGUGGAAACGAGUGAAUUUUAAUACUUGGGUCACUUCUCAGAUGUAGCUCAAAAUGUUCAAACCAAUUUUUAAAAAAGCAAAAUAUAUGGAUAAGUGAUUCAAAGAAUGGAUAGACGGGUGGAAGUUGCUGGAGGUGCUUCUUGGGGGUUGUUAGAGCAGUCUGAGAAGUUGCUGGUGGACCUGAAUGAAUGAAUGAAUGUGCUCUAUAAUUCCAACGUUCGUUUUUGACACCACAAUCAAGUGACUGUAAAAUGUUUAUGUUAAAAUGGGUUCGAGGUCCUCAAGCAGGAAAGAGUAGUGAAAAUAUCGCUCCACCAAUGGGGGCCACCCUUGACAUCUAAAUCAAGCGCACCAGGAGAAAAAUGGCAUUCAAACCUUUUCCAGCCAAUCAGAUCGCUGAAAGAAGACAGCGCUGUAGUUUGAAUACACUGCGGAAACAGUCGGGAGUCAGUUUUUUUUUCCACCGAGUGGAGAAAAAUGGCUACAGAGGCAAUGUAGGCGAAAGUUAAUUAAUUAAAUGUGUACGAUGCAAGGUGGUCGCUGCUUUAGAGGUCUAAAUGAGAUUUUCGAUUGGAAUAAUAAUUUGUUUUUUUUUUUCUUAGCGACGUGAAUGUUUUUCUUUGCGGCUGGCUAAAGUUAGCUUCAGUAACUGCAUUGCUAUCCAUAUGUACUUGGCAAACUCCUCAUGUAAAGCUCGUCGACUAAAUUAAAAAAAAUGGUAAUUUUGGACUAAGAAAACGUGUUCGUUUUUUGUUGUUGCGCUUCGUGUCAUAAAACCUGAUUGAAUGUUUUUUUUUUGUUAUGUUUCCACACGUAAUGAUGACUUAACGACAGUUUGUUUAAAAAGACACAACGUAAAGGAGUCCCACGCUUUUUGUGAGAAGAAAGUGAACGUCGUUUUUAGUUUUUAGGGUGUAGUUUAGCAGGGUAGGAGACGAAAAUGAUGGUCGAGGAGAGAAAUGUGGUUCGCCGAGUGGCUCUGCAGCAUCUCCGCACAACGUAUGGGAUCAAGACAAAGAACUGGAACAAAACCAAAUCAGCCAGUUGUAAGUCAACAACAACAAACUCGACCAAGGUGUUUGGAGUGCCAUUGGAGCUUUUGCCAUAUUAUGACAUGGCACAUGGGAGUGUGCCACGCUUUCUGGUGGAUGCAUGUAUGAAGUUGCAGGCGCAUGUUGACACAGAAGGCCUAUUCAGAAAAUCGGGCUCUGUUGUUCGCCUGAAAGUGCUGCAGACUAAAGUGGAUUCCGGUGAGGAGUGCCUGUCUACCGCGCUUCCCUGCGAUGUGGCCGGCCUGGUGAAGCAGUUUUUUAGGGAUCUGCCAGAACCUGUUCUGCCCACUGAGCUGCAGGAGGCCUUCCUCAAGGCCCAGCAGCUUCCCACCAAGGAGGACCGCACCUCUGCCACCAUGUUGCUGUCUUGCGUCCUGCCUGACAGGAGCCUCAGUGUUUUGCACCACUUCUUUGAGUUCCUCCAGAAUGUCUCCAAGAGGAGCGCAGAGAAUAAGAUGGACAGUGCUAACUUAUCCGUAAUCUUGGCUCCCAAUCUCCUCCACUGUGGAGAAGGGACAGAGAAGAUGAACGCCAACACAGAAAAACGCAUCAGAUUGCAGACGGCUGUUGUUUGCUGCCUCAUCGAGCACGCUCAUAACUUUGGUGCCUUGCCAAAGUUCCUUGAAGAGAAGGUUUCAGACACGAUGCGCCGUGAGCCAGCAAUUCUGUCGCCUCUGUUCAAUGAGCUUAAGGAGCUGGACCAGAACUCAGGGAUGAGGGGGAGACACAGACACAGUCUUGGAGUCUUUUCUUCUGCCACUCCCGUGAUUGCGACACCAUCCUCCAAGCGAAAACUGCCUGUGGAUUCCGGUUAUUCUUUUGGAUUCUCAAACAAGAAACGUAAAUCUGUCAAGAAGAAUCUUGGGAUGGAAUUACUUCCCAGUUCCUUGUUCAGCGGCACGUCCACUCCCGGAUCAGCUUGCAGCGCCUCAGGGGUGUUGGAUUCAUCCCAAAGUGCUCUGUCCUCUGAUGGGAAGUGUCAAAGGCAGCCAGCCACAUCAGCAAGGAAAAAGAGCAGACGACUGAGCGGCAGACAUGUAGUCAGCAGAGUUGAAUCUGGAAGAGCCGGCUGCUUUUCUCCCAAAGUCAACAAGAAAGAAGCACAGCGCAAGUCUCUGCGCCAGCGUUUCAGUUUGGGGAGGAGCCACAAAGAUGCCGGAUCCGAGUCUAUAGGUUGGCGACUCGCCACCCAGGAGAGCACCACCGGUUUUUGUUUCACCAAAGAGGCUACGAUCAAGCCAUCGCUUCUGCCCACAAAUGCACAAUCCAACAGUUCAAAGUUUAUAAGCAAGUCUGAGGACAACUUACUGACCCCGCAGUGUAAGCCCCGUGCCCGCCACACCUCAUGGAGCUGGGUGGCCCCUGGAGAAGCACAGCUCUUUGCCGGAGGGGCCUUCCCUGAAACGCCCACAAGUGUUUGCCAAAAGAGCCAUUUCAUGUCCGAACCCGCCGUUGUCGUGUCCAAACCUUUGACUGGGUCCAACCUGCCCAAAAAGCUUUGUUGCGCUUCCAGCGCGGAGAGCCUGGAAAUUGAAUCCUCCAUCUCCAAAGCCUCGUGCCGGACAGUAGCAUCCCCGCCGAAGGUGGAGAACGCCCUCGUAGAAUUGGGAGCUCCAACACCAGAGUCCAAAACACAGCUGUCAGACAGCAUCCUGCUCCCUCCGCCCAAGACUCCCCCAGUUGUGCGUUUAACUGAGGACACAUUUAUGUCCAAGUUGCUACCUCAUCAUGAGCUAAACGUUACCUUUGACAUAGCCGCCUUAUCACCUUUGCAUAUUGAUAGUAUCGUUUUAGAUUCUGCUGGGAGUUGCAGUCCUGCUCAGGGUUCAUUUUUCACUGCUGCUGUUGGGCACAAUAGCUCAGCGAUGGGUGGAAGUGACGACUCAGCCGACCAGGUUUGCUGUAGCAGACUGAUUGAAGCUCUAGACGUACAGAGUCCGGCACACUUUCGGAUGGGUAUCUCGCCAGGACUCCGGUCCACCCCCUACGCGCCGCCCCUUGAGCUUGCAGAUGAGCAGGGCACAGCAUAUCGCAAGGAUGUGUCUUCCUCCAAGGCUAGCACCCAAAUGCAACAUCAACCGCCACACGCUCCAGAUUGCCGCCAUCCGCGUGUGGCAGAGCACAUUCAACAUUUCAACAAACUAACCCUUAAAUCUCCCAGAGGCGCCGAGGCCAAGCAUGUCAGGUCGCCGCUCAAAUUUCAGCGCACUCCCGUGCGUCAGGCCGUCCGGAGGAUCAACUCUCUCCUCGGAGAGAACAGCAGACCCGCUCGAAAUGUGGAUAUGAUUGACACUCGAGGCAUCAAAGCUGUGAAAGCUCUGAGCUUGGAGAGCGGCCUUUCCCCGCGCGAGCAGCUUCAGCCAUCCAAGGGAGAGGCUCAACUGGUUCUGAACAGUGCCAAACCGCUGAAGAAACCACCCCCUGUGCCACCCAGAAAGCCAAGCCUAUUGGCUGCUAGAAGCAACACUUCUGCUCUUGGCGACAUGACCAACAAGUUCCAAAGCAGGGCCAAUGUGGACUCGUCCAUCUGGCAGGCAGCAGCAGCGCAGAAGGUUGUUUUGAAGCAGGUCACAGAGGAUGAGGCGCGACAUUAUAGAGGUUCACCCAGAAACCCUCUGAAACAACCACGACUGCUGCCGGCUACGAAACCUGUUGAUUUGUAGCAAUGCUUCUUUUGCCAUCAUAAAUUACAGUUGAUUUGAGUCAUUGAUGUGGGAUUUAAUUUAUUUGUGGCUUCAAUAGGUGCUGCGUAUAUUGUCAUGGCCUUCUCAAGAAAUGUGCCUUUGCCUUACGAUACUUUCCAGUAGGUUUUAGAUUGUAGAGUGUUGGUGAAUCUUUUUUUCGUGGUGGAAUUCCAGGAAAUUGUAAUAUCCCUUUAAUUUAUGCAUUCUAUGGCUAUUACUGUUUACAUUUGCUCAUGUUUCUUUUUUAUUGUUAAAUUGUUUCUUGUUUUUGUACUAGGCCAGAAAAAGUACAGUUUUUGAUGGGGUGCGGGGGGAUAGCCAAAUAGUAUUCAAGAAAUCAGAAAAUUCCGCAACCAGUAAAACACACAUGACAAAUAAACUCAAUAAGUACCUCUAAAAAUGUCAGCGGUCAUCUUGUUGCACAAAGGACAAUAUCUUAGCAGCCACUAGAGGGGGCUGCAUAGCAAUUUCUGAGUUUGUUGUGCUGUCCCGGACGACUAUCGCUGCAAAACAAAUGACUUCUACUGUAUAUAAAUACAUAACAUAUUAAAAAAAAUGUAGUGAAACU
This is a messenger RNA of Hippocampus comes (tiger tail seahorse), 4731 nucleotides long. RefSeq names its product rho GTPase-activating protein 11A-like. Bases 1368 to 4142 code for a protein of 924 amino acids. Gene Ontology annotation, molecular function: GTPase activator activity. The transcript is spliced from 11 exons. Lineage: Eukaryota; Metazoa; Chordata; Actinopteri; Syngnathiformes; Syngnathidae. Gene Ontology annotation, biological process: signal transduction. The record is from RefSeq and is a predicted model, not a curated record.